This is a messenger RNA of Rubroshorea leprosula, 546 nucleotides long. The record is from the annotation of a GenBank genome assembly. NCBI's taxonomy places the organism in Eukaryota, Viridiplantae, Streptophyta, Magnoliopsida, Malvales, Dipterocarpaceae.
AUGAUUCUGAUUUCGAUUUCGAUUCCGAUUAUCUUCAUUUUUUAUUUCAUUUUGAUUAUCCUUCAACUCAAUUUGUUGCUGUCAUUAUCGAGUAUUAUCACAUCAUGGAUUUCGUUUGGUGGAUAUGAGAGUCGCUGUAAUUGUAGCAAACGGUGGGUGUCGGAGGGGAAGAUAGAAGCAGAAAACAAUGGCGUCUCGUCCCUUCGAUGGUGAUUGCUACAUUGGCUAUGAUCCACGCCUUCCGUCUGAGCGAUUCGACUCGUUCUUCAACUUCGACGCUGGCUCAGUCAAGGACUCGGUCUGUGACUCGCUACCAGUAUUCAGCAGUCAAUCAUAUAUAGCUCUGGAGAUGACAUGUUCAAAUCUCAGCUGCUUCUUGAGACCAUGUCGCCGCCACCAAUUGGUGGCAGUGGUGGUGGAUUCUCGGAAUUCUCAGUUGAGGAGAACAGAAACGGUUUCGACGGCGAUGUUUUGGUAACCAAAAAGUAGUGAAAAGCGAAAAAAAAAAGUUAAAAAAAAAGAGAAAAAGAAAAGAAAACCUUUUCC